Diorhabda carinulata is the source of this 1826-nucleotide messenger RNA. RefSeq names its product pre-mRNA-splicing factor Slu7 (gene Slu7). Bases 110 to 1750 code for a protein of 546 amino acids. Lineage: Eukaryota; Metazoa; Arthropoda; Insecta; Coleoptera; Chrysomelidae. Gene Ontology annotation, biological process: mRNA splicing, via spliceosome. The transcript has a single exon. The record is from RefSeq and is a predicted model, not a curated record. Gene Ontology annotation, molecular function: pre-mRNA 3'-splice site binding. Gene Ontology annotation, cellular component: spliceosomal complex.
GAAAUCUCUAACCUCACUUAGAUAAAUAUGUCAACUAAUUUUCAAAACAAAGUAUAGUUACGUAUAUAAACUAAACUUCUAUGAUUUUCAUAUAAAUAAAUUAUUAAUUAUGACUUCUAACCAUCAGAACCUUCCAGUUUCCAGUAUAUUAAAAUCAAAAAGUGAAAUUGAUGAUGAGCCCAAGAAAAAAUCGAGAGAAGACUGGAGGAAGGCAAAAGAAUUAGAAGAGGCAAGAAAAGCGGGUACUGCGCCAGCUGCAGUUGACGAGGAAGGUAAAGAUAUCAAUCCUCAUAUACCGCAAUAUAUUUCUACAGCACCAUGGUAUUAUGGAACUACUGGACCUACUUUAAAGCACCAACGCCCUCAAGAGGAAAACAAAAAAGAAUUUUCAAAUAUUGAUGAAUGGUACAAAAGAGGAGUUGAUACUUCAAAAAUAGUUACAAAAUAUCGUAAAGGUGCUUGUGAAAAUUGUGGAGCUAUGACACAUAAAAAGAAAGACUGUAUGGAUAGGCCUCGAAAAGUUGGUGCUAAAUACUCAGGAGCCAAUAUUGCUCCUGAUGAAUUCAUUCAAAAAAAUUUGGAACUCAGCUUUGACGGAAAGAGAGAUAGAUGGAGUGGAUAUAAUCCAUUGGAGCAUAAAGCUGUUAUAGAAGAAUUCCAAAAAGUUGAGGAAGCUAAGAGACAAUUAAAAGCUGACAAAUUAAACGCAAAUGAAUCAUCAGAGGAUGAAGAAAAAGAUGAAGAUAAGUAUGUUGAUGAAGUAGAUAUGCCAGGAACUAAAGUUGAUAGCAAACAAAGAAUAACUGUUAGAAAUUUAAGGAUCAGAGAAGAUACUGCAAAAUACUUGAGAAACCUUGAUUUAGCAUCUGCUUAUUAUGAUCCUAAAACAAGGUCUAUGAGAGAAGAUCCGAAUCCAAACAGGGAUGAUAAUUACCAUGGAGAAAAUUUUGUUCGCUUUACUGGAGAUACUACAAAUCAUGCCAAAGCUCAAUUAUUUGCAUGGGAUGCCCAUGAAAAAGGUGUUGAUGUUCAUCUUUUAGCAGAACCAACAAAAUUGGAGCUGCUUCAAAAAGAGUAUGAAAAGAAGAAAGAAGAGGUCAAAUCUACUAUUCAAAGCAGUGUUUUGGACAGAUAUGGCGGUAAAGAAUAUUUAGAAGCUCCACCAAAAACUCUACUAUUGGCACAAACAGAAGAUUAUGUAGAAUACUCGAGGUUUGGAAAAAUAAUUAAGGGAGCAGAAAAAGAAGUUAUAAGAUCCAAAUAUGAAGAAGAUUGUUACAUUAAUAAUCAUACAUCAGUUUGGGGAUCUUUUUGGAGAGGAGGAAACUGGGGAUAUAGGUGCUGCCAUUCAUUUAUAAAAAAUUCCUAUUGCUUAGGAGAAUCUGGUAAAACAUCUCUAUCAAUACCUUUAGAUACUUUACAUAAGGAUCAAGAAAAAAUUGAAGAACAUAAUGAAUCAGAAGGGCAUAGUAGCAAUAACAGCUCCUCAGAUAAUGACCAGACACUUGUUCUGGAAAAGAAAUUAAAGAAGAAGGCAAAGAAAAAAGAAAAAAAAGCAAAAUUGAAGUCCAAAAGAAAACAAGAGAAAGAUAAAAAAGCUGAAGAGAGUAUGCAAGAUAGUGUUAUUUUAGAUGAUAGGAAGAGACCAUAUAACAGUAUGUUUGAAGUUAAAAAGCCUACUGAAGAAGAAAUGGAAAACUAUUUCAAGAAAAGACAAAGAUUUGAUGAUCCCAUGAAUCAAUUUUUGUAAAUAACCUGAGAUAUUCACCUUAUUGUAAAAUAUGUAAUUCAGAUAAAAUAUUAAAUGAGCAAAAGUAAUGAAAAAA